CGCUUCGACUCGUCAAGCCACCUGCAGGUCCGCUGCUGCGACGUCCAUCGCCGUUCAAUGUCCACUGCUCCUCGCACAUAAUUCACAAGUUUCUCUUGACUACGAUAGCCAAAGCACGUACAAUGCCGUCCUCAUCCUCUCCCAGCUUGGCAGACUUCUCUACCUGCGAGCUGUCUGACGCGCUCGUCAAGAUCGGUCUGCCCCACGGGGGCUUCAUACCUGAUAUGAACAUGUUUUCACCACAUUCUGGCGCGUCAAACAUGCGGAUAUGUGGACCAGCAUACACUGUGCAGAUGGUCCCAGCUUCCGACAAGUCGAGCCCCCGCCCUCCUGCUCACUUCGUCGAUACCGCACCUCAAGGCUCCGUGAUUGUCAUCGAUGCACCACCUCAAACGAAGAACGCUGUCUGGGGAGGACUCAUGACGGCCGGUGCCCAAGCACGAGGUGCCGUUGGUGUGGUCAUCUCAGGCCGCUGCAGGGAUCUAGCCGAGCACCGUAGUGCCGGUUUUCCAGUAUUCGCCAGAGGCCAUUCCACCCUCGGACAAUCACCCUUCACGCGCCCCUCUGCGGUGAAUGUGCCUCUCACCAUCCAACCCCAGUUCUCUUCGGAUGCGUUCAAGGUUACAUUCGAGGCGGUGCACGUCGAGCCGGGAGACUACGUGGUGGCAGACGAAGACGGAGUCGUGUGCGUUCCCGUUGGUCUGGUUGACAGAGUGUUGGAGCUGGCAGCUAAGGGUAGAGAGAUCGAUGCUCGGUGCAUGACCGACAUUGUGGCAGGGUCGGGUGUUCAGGAAGCCUUCAAGAGACAUAGGGGCAAGUUGUGAGUCUUGUGUCAUGUAGAAUGUGUGUAUGUACGAUUGGGAAGAUACCACUACCAAGCUAACGUUCAUACCACUUGUGGAGGUGAAGCACUAUGAUGAAUGCGGCGCCCAGCCAGAACAAUAAUGGCUGCACAUCGGCUUGCCUCGGUUCAACUGGCGAUGAACCUGUGAGCUACUGCCUCUUGGUUUGCGUAUGGGAUAGUGCAAUACGCACCCUCAAGUUCAUUGCCAUCGAAACGUUCCCGUCCAUGCCAACUUAGGCUCGUGACCAGCCGU
Molecule: messenger RNA, 1097 nt
Organism: Rhodofomes roseus
Lineage: Eukaryota; Fungi; Basidiomycota; Agaricomycetes; Polyporales; Fomitopsidaceae
Product: ribonuclease E inhibitor RraA/Dimethylmenaquinone methyltransferase
Exons: 2
Coding region: 123-824 (233 amino acids)
Source: RefSeq, a predicted model, not a curated record